GCCCGCGCAGGGCGCCCCAGCUGUCUGCACCCUAAACUCAGACCCUCCAGCAUCUUCUUGGUCAGGCGAAGCCCACGACGUUGACAUGCCGGAGAUCCGCCUCCGCCAUGUGGUGUCCUGCAGUAGCCAGGACUCGACCUACUGUGCAGAAAACCUUCUCAAGGCAGACACUUACCGAAAAUGGCGGGCAGCCAAGGCGGGCGAGAAGACCAUCUCUGUGGUGCUCCAGUUAGAGAAGGAGGAGCAGAUACACAGCGUGGACAUCGGGAACGACGGCUCGGCCUUCGUGGAGGUGCUCGUGGGCAGCUCAGCCGGAGGGGCCGGGGAGCAGGACUACGAGGUCCUUCUGGUCACCUCGUCUUUCAUGUCCCCUUCCGAGAGUCGCAGUGGCUCAAAUUCCAACCGCGUUCGCAUUUUUGGGCCCGACAAGUUGGUCCGGGCAACAGCAGAGAAGCGCUGGGACCGCGUCAAAAUUGUCUGCAGCCAGCCCUACAGCAAGGAUGCCCCCUAUGGCCUGAGUUUUGUAAGGUUUCACAGCCCCCCAGACAAAGAGGAGGCCGAGGUCUCAUCUCAGAAAGUGACCAAGCUCGGCCAGUUCCGCGUGAAGGAGGAGGAUGAGAGCACCAGCUCCCUGAGACCCGGGGCUCUCUUCUUCAGCUGGAUCAACAAGACCCCCCCGGUCGCAGCCAGUGACCCAGCAGGACCCAGCUAUGCAGCUGCUACACUGCAGGCCUCCAGUGCCGCCUCCUCGGCCUCUCCGGCCUCCAAGACGGUAGGCAGCACCUCCAAGGAGUCCCCCAGAGGCAAGAGGAAGCUGGAUUUGAGCCACGAAGAAAAGAAGACCCCCAGCAAACCGUCCGCCCAGCCCUCACCACCCGCCCUCAAGAGACCCAAAUUGCCAGCUCCCACCCAUACCCCAGCCACCGCCCCUGUCCCUGCCGCAGCACGGGGGGCGGCGCCAGGGAAGCCCCGAGGAGAAGGCGCUGAGCCCAGGGCCCCCCGCGCCGGCCCGCAGGAGCUGGGGAAGAUCCUCCAGGGUGUGGUGGUGGUGCUGAGCGGCUUCCAGAACCCCUUCCGCUCGGAGCUCCGGGACAAGGCCCUGGAGCUGGGGGCCAAGUAUCGGCCAGACUGGACUCCAGACAGCACCCACCUCAUCUGCGCCUUUGCCAACACCCCCAAGUACAGCCAGGUCCUAGGCCUCGGAGGCCGAAUCGUGCGGAAAGAGUGGGUGCUGGACUGUCACCGCAUGCGGCGGCGGCUGCCCUCUCGGAGGUACCUCAUGGCUGGGCCAGACUCGAGCAGCGAGGACGAGGGGGGUUCUCACGGCGGCAGCAGUGGGGAUGAAGCCCCCAAGCCUCCCCGAAAGCGCCCCCAGACCAAAGCCAAGCCCUCUCAGGCAGCAGGACCUAGCUCACCCCAGAGACCCCCAACCCCAGAAGAGACCAAACCACCCUCACCAGGGCCCCAGGAAGAUACCGACACCAAGGGGGAGCAGUCAGAAGGACAGGACAAUGGGGCAGAAGAUUCUGGGGACACCGAGGAUGAGCUGAGAAGGGUGGCUGAGCAGAAGGGACAAAGGCCGCCCUCUGGCGAGGAGAAUGGCAAGGACCCGUACGCAGGAUCCACGGAUGAGAACACGGACGAUGAAGGUCCCCCGGAGUCUCCCAAUCUGCCGAUUCCCGAGCUCCCAGACUUUUUCCAGGGCAAACACUUCUUCCUGUACGGGGAGUUCCCGGGGGACGAGCGGCGGACGCUCAGCCGUUAUGUCACAGCCUUCAACGGGGAGCUUGAGGACUAUAUGAGCGACCGGGUACAGUUUGUGAUCACGGCACAGGAGUGGGACCCCAGCUUUGAGGAGGCCUUGAUGGACAACCCCUCCUUGGUGUUCGUCCGUCCCCGGUGGAUCUACAGUUGCAACGAGAAGCAGAAGUUACUUCCCCACCAGCUCUACGGGGUGGUGCCCCAGGCGUGAAGUAUGUGCUCAUACACACACGGGUUUAAUAAAGGUGACUUGGUGUGGAGCGGCUGCCCCUCUCACCCGUGUCUCCCAGAACCCACAA
Messenger RNA from Eubalaena glacialis (North Atlantic right whale), 2060 nucleotides. It is a transcript of the gene XRCC1, whose product is annotated as X-ray repair cross complementing 1. Gene Ontology annotation, biological process: double-strand break repair via nonhomologous end joining; single strand break repair; base-excision repair. The transcript has 17 exons. The coding region runs from base 86 to 1972 and encodes 628 amino acids. The record is from RefSeq and is a predicted model, not a curated record. Gene Ontology annotation, cellular component: nucleus. Lineage: Eukaryota; Metazoa; Chordata; Mammalia; Artiodactyla; Balaenidae. Gene Ontology annotation, molecular function: damaged DNA binding.